Condylura cristata (star-nosed mole) is the source of this 6109-nucleotide messenger RNA. RefSeq names its product ciliary rootlet coiled-coil, rootletin (gene CROCC). NCBI's taxonomy places the organism in Eukaryota, Metazoa, Chordata, Mammalia, Eulipotyphla, Talpidae. Bases 1 to 5673 code for a protein of 1890 amino acids. The transcript is spliced from 37 exons. The record is from RefSeq and is a predicted model, not a curated record. Gene Ontology annotation, biological process: centrosome cycle.
AUGCACCAUUAUGAGCCCAUUUUACAGAUGAGGCAGAAGUCAUGGCCCGGGGUCAUACAGCUGGGUCUAGCGGGGUCGUUGGAGGUCCAGCUGGCACUGGAGACCAUUAUCCAGACACUGGAGAGCAGCAUGCUGGGGGCGGGCCAGGAGAAGGGCCCGAGUGUGCGGGACCCGGCCCAGGACUCUCUGCCUGCCCGCAUCAGGGAGAUUGUGGCCCGCAACCUCUCCCAGCCUGAGAGCCCAGCCCCGCCGCCGGCCCCAGAGAUGGCAUCGAUGCUGUCGCUGCAGGAGGAAAACCAGCUGCUGCAGCAGGAGCUUUCCCGUGUGGAGGACCUGCUGGCCCAGAGCCGAGCCGAGCGCGAUGAGCUGGCCAUCAAGUACAGCGUGGUCAGCGAGAGGCUGGGGCAGGCUGUGCGGCUGGAGUCUGGGGAGCUGGCAACGCCGGAGCCUGGGGGGCUGGCGCGGCAGAGCGUGGAGCUGCGGAGGCAGCUGCAGGAGGAGCAGGCCUCCUACCGGCGCAAGCUGCAGGGCUACCAGGAGGGCCAGCAGCGGCAGGCCCAGCUCGUGCAGCGGCUGCAGGCCAAGAUCCUCCAGUACAAGAAGAAGUGCUCGGAGAUGGAGCAGCAGGUGCUGGAACGAUCCACAGAGCUGGAGCGGCAGCGGCUGCGGGACACAGAGCACAGCCAGGACCUGGAGAGCGCCCUCAUCCGCCUGGAGGGGGAGCAGCAGAGGAGUGCCAGCCUGCUCCAGGUGAACGCCAUGCUCCGAGAACAGUUGGACCAGGCGAACUCGGCUAACCAGGCCCUGAGUGAAGACAUACGCAAGGUGACCAGCGACUGGACGCGUAGCCGCAAGGAGCUAGAGCAGCGCGAGGCAGCCUGGAGGCGUGAGGAGGAGUCCUUCAACACCUACUUCAGCAACGAGCACAGUCGCCUGCUUCUCCUCUGGAGGCAGGUGGUGGGGGUGCGGCAGCUGGUCAGCGAGGUGAAGAUGUCCACUGAGAGGGACCUACUACAGGUGGGAGGGGAGCUGGCCCGGACCUCCCGAGCCAUCCAGGAGGCGGGCCUGGGGCUGAGCGCAGGCCUGCGGCUGGCCGAGAGCCGGACCCAGGUGGCCCUGGAGAAGCAGGCCCUGCUACAGGCCCAGGUGGAGGAGCAGCUGCGGGACAAGGUUCUUCAGGAGAAGGACCUGGCCCAGCUGCAGGCACAGAGCAACUUGGACAAGGCUGACCUGAGCGCCAGGGUGACAGAGCUGGCCCUGACGGUGGAACGCCUUCAGAACCAGAAUCUGGAGAAGGAUCAGGUCAACAAGGCGCUCGCGGAGAAGCUUGAAGCUCUGGAAUCCCUGCGGCUUCAGGAGCAGGCGGCCUCGGAGAACGAGGAUGGGGAGGGGCUGCAGCAGACCCUGAGGGACCUGGCGCAGGCCGUCCUGUCAGACGUGGAGAGUGGUGUCCAGCUAAGCGGCUCUGAGCAGACGGCGGACGCAUCAGAUGGCAGCCUGCGGGGCCUCUCCGGUCCCCGGACCCCGUCCCCGCCUCAGCGACCCUCCCCGGGCCGUGGACGGUCCCCGCGCCGAGGCCCCUCUCCCACCUGCUCGGACUCCUCCACGCUCGUGCUGAUCCAUUGCGCCCUGCACAAGCGCCAGCUGCAGGUUCAGGACAUGCGUGCGCGCUACGAGGCCAGCCAGGACCUCCUGGGCGCCCUGCGGAAGCAGCUCGUGGACAGCGAGGGCGAGCGCCGCGCGCUGGAGGGGCAGCUGAGGCGCCUGCGGGACACGGCCGAGGGGGCCGCUCGGGCGCAGGAGGACGCCCAGCGCGAGGCCCAGCGCCUGCGGAGUGCCGUCGACCUCCUGAGCAGGGAGAAGGACAGCCUGGCCGUCAGCCUGCAGGUGGCCAAGCAGCAGGCUGAGGGGCUGCAGCAGGAGCGGGAGAAGCAGCAGGCGGCGCACGAGGAGCUGCGGCGGCAGCGGGACCUGCUGCAGGACGAGCGGGAGGACUCCGCGCAGGACGGUGCGCGCAUGCGCAGGGAGCUGGAGCGCAGCCACAAACAGCUGGAGCAGCUGGAAGCCAAGCGCUCGGGACUGGCGAAGGAGCUGGUGGAGGUGAGGGAGGCGCUGAGCUGUGCCACGCUGCAGCGCGACGUGCUUCAGGCUGAGAAGGCCGAGGUGGCCGAGGCGCUCACCAAGGCCGAGGCCGGCCGCGUCGAGCUGGAGCUCUCAGUGACCAAGCUGCGGGCAGAGGAGGCCUCUCUGCGGGACGCCUUGUCCAAGCUGGGCGCCCUCAACGAGAGCCUCGCCCAGGACAAGCUGGGCCUGAACCGCCUGGUGGCGCAGCUCUCCCGGCAGCUGAGCGGGCGGGAGCAGGAACUGGAACAGGCUCGGCGGGAGACGCAGCGGCAGGUGGAGGCGUUGGAGCGGUCUGCCCGCGAGCAGGAGGCGCUGGCCAGGGAGCGGGCGGGCCUGGCCGUGCAGCUGGCCGCCGCCGAGCGUGAGGGCCGGGCUCUGUCGGAGGAGGCCACGCGACUGCGCUUGGAGAAGGACACCCUGGAGGGCAGCCUGUUUGAGGCGCAGCGGCAGCUGGUGCAGCUCGAGGCUCGUCGGGAGCACCUGGAAGCCGAGGCGCAGGCUCUGCUGCUGGCCAAGGAGACCCUGACUGGGGAGCUGGCAGGCCUACGGCAGCAGGUGGCAAGCACAGAGGAGAAGGCCGCUCUGGACAAGGAGCUGAUGGCCCAGAAGUUGGUGCAGGUGGAGCGGGAGGCCCAGGCCUCGCUGCGGGAGCAGCGGGCAGCCUACGAAGAGGACUUGAAGCGGCUCCAGCGUGAGAAGGAGGUGGCCUGGCGGGAGCUGGAGGCAGAGCGGGCCCAGCUGCAGAGCCAGCUGCAGCGGGAGCGGGAGGAGCUGCUGGCCCGCCUGGAGGCCGAGAAGGAGGAGCUGAGCGAGGAGAUCGCAGCCCUGCAGCAGGAGCGGGACGAGGGCCUCCUGCUGGCCGAGAGCGAGAAGCAGCAGGCCCUGUCCCUGAAGGAGUCCGAGAAGACGGCGCUGUCAGAGAAGUUGAUGGGCACGCAGCAGAGCCUGGCUGCCGUCUCCCUGGAGAUGGAGCGGCAGAAGCGGGACGCUCAGAGCCGCCAGGAGCAGGACCGGAGCACCGUGAAUGUCCUGACGGCCGAGCUGCGGGACCUGCGGGCCCAGCUUGAGGAGACUGAGGCGGCUCACGCCCAGGAGGUGAAGAGGCUGCAGGAGCAGGCCCGAGACCUGGCCAGGCAGCGGGAGUCCUGCCUGCGUGAGGCGGAGGAGCUCCGGACGCAGCAGCGCCUGCUGGAGGAUGCCCGGGACGGGCUGCGGCGGGAGCUGCUGGAGGCCCAGCGCAAGGUGCGUGAGGGCCAGGACGGCCACGAGGCCCAGCGGCAGGAGGCCGCGGAGCUGCGGCGCAGCCUGGGUGAAGGCGCCAAGGAGCGCGAGGCCCUGCGGAGGUCCAACGAGGAGCUGCGGGCUGCCGUGAAGAAGGCCGAGAGCGAGCGGAUCAGCCUGAAGCUUGCUAAUGAGGAGAAGGAGCAGAAGCUGGCACUCCUGGAGAAGGCCCGCGUGGCCGUGGGCAAGGAGGCUGGGGACCUGCGGGCGGGGCUGCAGGAGGUAGAGCGUUCCCGGCUGGAGGCACGCAGGGAGCUGCAGGAGCUCCGGAGACAGAUGAAGUUGCUGGACAGUGAGAAUGCCAGGCUGGGCCGGGAGCUGGUGGAGCUGCAGGGCCACCUGGCGCUGGGUGAGCGGACAGAAAAGGAGAGCCGACGGGAGGCCCUGGGACUCCGGCAGAAGUUGCUGAAGGGCGAGACCAGCCUGGAGGCCGCGAGGCAGGAGGUGACCAGGCUGGAUCUGUACAGCCUGAGAUUCUCCCAGCUUUCCUGCUCCAGCAGCCAGGUGGAUGAGGCAGGGAAUAUCGGGGCUGUGUGCCCACGUGGGCGGCGGGUACAGCCGGGCCCUGCGGUGCUUGAGGAGCCUGCAGGAGCCGUCAGGGCAGAGGCCAGUGGCCCCCAGAGCCCUGAGCUCCCCCGUCCUCUAGGAAGUGGAGAAGUGCUCGCCAGCCCCGGCCCCUCGGAGUGCAGCCCCGUGUCCGAGCCCCGCUCCCCGGGACCUGCCACCUCCCCGGCACCUCCAGACCUGGACCCAGAGGUGGUGCGGGGGGCCCUCCGGGACUUCCUGCAGGAGCUGCGGAGCACCCAGAGAGAACGGGACGAGCUUCGAGUCCAGACAUGUACCCUGAGUCGCCAGCUGGCCGAGAUGGAGGCCGAGAGGGACAGCGCAGCCUCGAGGGCGAGGCGGCUGCAGAAGGCGGUGGCCGAGAGUGAGGAAGCCCGGCGCAGUGUGGACGGGCGGCUGAGCGGGGCCCAGGCCGAGCUGGCGCUGCAGGAGGAGGGGGUGCGGCGCAGCGAGCGGGAGCGCCGGGCGGCGCUGGACCAGGUGACCGCCCUGGAACGGAGCGUGCAGGCCACCGAGAGUGAGCUCCGGGCCAGCCAGGAGAGGGUCAGCAAGAUGAAGGCCAACGAGGCGAAGCUGGAGAGCGACAAGCGGCGCCUGAAGGAGGUGCUCGAUGCCUCCGAGAGCCGCACCAUCAAGCUGGAGCUGCAGCGGCGCUCGCUGGAGGGGGAGCUGCAGCGCAGCCGCCUGGGCCUGAGCGACCGGGAGGCCCAGGCCCAGGCCCUCCAGGACCGGGUGGACGCUCUGCAGAGGCAGGUGGCCGACAGUGAGGUGAAGGCGGGCACGCUGCAGCUGACGGUGGAGCGACUGACUGGGGCCCUGGCCAAGGUGGAGGAGAGCGAGAGGGCCUUGCGGGACAAGGUUCGGGGGCUGAGGGAGGCUCUGGCUCAGAACAACGCCAGCCUCACCAGCACCCAGGACAAGAAUCUGCACCUGCAGAAGACCCUGACUGCCUGUGAACAUGACCGCCAAGUGCUCCAAGAACGGCUGGACGCCGCGCGUCAGGCAUUGUCUGAGGCCCGCAAGCAGAACAGCUCCCUGGGCGAGCAGGUGCAGACAAUGCGGGGUGAGCUGGCCGGCCUGGAGCUGCAGAGGGCGGAGGCCGAGGGCCAGCUGCAACAGCUGCAGGAGGUGUUGCAACAGCGACAGGACGGUGAGGCCGCGGCCCUGCGCGCCGUCCAGAAGCUGCAGGAUGAGCGGCAGCGGCUGCAGCGUGCCCUGGUGCAGCUGGAGGCCGAGAAGCAGGACGCGGAGCGGUCGGCGCUGCGGCUAGAGAAGGACCAGGUGGCCCUCAAGAAAACACUGGACAAGGUGGAGCGGGAGAAGCUCCGCAGCCAGGAGGACUCGGUGCGGCUGAGUGCAGAGAAGGGCCGCCUGGACCGCACGCUCACGGGGGCUGAGCUGGAGCUGGCCGAGGCGCAGAGGCAGAUCCAGCUGCUGGAGGCCCAGGUGCUGGCCCUGGAGCAAAACCAUAGCCCAGCCCAGCUGGAGGCAGACCGGCAGCGGCUGGAGCUGCAGCGGGAGGUCGAGCGGCUGCAGAGCGCCCAGGCGCAGACGGAGCGCACCCUGGAGGCUCGGGAGCGGGCCCACCGGCAGAGGGUGCGCGGGCUGGAGGAGCAGGUGUCCACACUGAAGGGACAGUUGCAACAGGAGCUUCGCAGGAGCGCUGCGCCUUUCUCCCUCCCAGCCCUGUCCCCUGAGAAAUGAGCCCCUUCCCGCUGGCAGCCCAAGCCGGGAGGAGGGCCUCCUCUCCAGCAGUCACCCACAGCCUGGCUGGGUGAGGAGCAGCAAGGGCAGUGCUGACCGCCGGCACCACACCACCGCACCCCAGCGGCUUCCCGGCACUUCAGGCCCCUGCAGUGUGUGGGCCCCUCAGUCCAGGCCCCGCUAGGAUGAGCCACUCCAUACUGCAGGAGGAACCCCUGAGCGACUCGGGAAAGCAGGCCUGGGGACCCCUGGGUGCCAGCCAACACUGGAGUAAGGGGCAGAGGAGGGGCUGGAGCGGGGGCCCAGGCCCACCGCUGACCUCCCAGAGACCUCUCUGCCUUGUUCAACAUGUUCAUGGGCAAAGUCCUGUGUUCAGAGCCGCUGUAUUUUUGUACCUUUUUACCAUGUUCACUGUUGGGAGUUAUUUUGUAACGGA